AUGUCUGCAGAGCGCGGUGCUUCUAAAAGGCGCUGUGUCAGCACGGCCUGCAUCGCAUGUCGCAGGCGGAAAUCCAAGUGCGAUGGAAACCUGCCAAGCUGCGCUGCGUGUUCUUCAGUCUACCAUACACCAUGUGUCUAUGACCCUAAUUCCGACCAUCGCCGCAAGGGUGUGUAUAAAAAAGAUGCUGAUACCUUACGAACCAAACAUACGACACUACAGACCCUGAUACAAGCAUUGCUGAACUAUGAGGAGGAUGAUGCAUUCGAACUUGUACGUCAAAUCCGGUCUUGUGAUGACCUGGAAGAUGUUGCCCAAUCGGUUCUUUCGCAAGAGAAAGGACAAUCGGCACAGGUAUUAAAGGCCGCGGAAGAAUCAGCUGCCGGAAACAUAGCAGCAGUUGACCAAUUCGAAUCCGAGCUGUCAGGUAGAAUGAGUGAGCUUCUAUUGGACGGCUCACGUAAAUUCAUUGGCGGCACGUCCAAUCUCAUAUUUCUCCCACCCGGCUCGGAACUACACGAGACCAACUCGAUACCAGGAGGCUCAGCCCUUCCUCCCGCCCAUGAUAUUCAACCUAUGCGCCGAUGGACACAGGUGACAGAAGAUGACUCGCUGAUCAGUCACCUUUUAACCAUGUACUUUACAUGGCAUUACCCAUUUUUCACCAUUCUGGCCAAAGACAUGUUUUAUCGAGAUUAUGUUCGUGGCGUUUCCAGUCCCUACUGCUCUCCACUGCUGGUGAAUGCCAUGCUGUCUCUUGGCUGUCACUUCAGCUCGUGGCCAGGAGCCUUUUCGGACCCACAUAAUUCCAUAACUGCAGGCGAUCACUUCUUCAAAGAAGCCAAACGAAUGGUACUUGAAAACGACGAGCACGAGAACGCAAAGCUAUGUACAGUUCAAGCUUUCGCUCUCAUGUCUGUGCGCGAAGCUGGCUGUGGUCGCGAGGGCAAAGGAUGGGUUUACAGCGGACUGAGUUUUCGCAUGGCAUUCGAUCUUGGAUUGAAUGUCGAUGCGACGACUCUUGGAGCACAUAAUUUGACCGAAGAGGAAAGAGAUGCCCGACGAAUCACGUUUUGGGGCUGCUUCCUCAUAGAUAAAUGCUGGUCAAAUUACCUUGGACGACAACCGCAGUUUACCUCAUCUAAUACAAGUGUUUCCAAAUUCGAAGUCUUCCCGAGAGAAGAAAUAGAAGUUUGGGCACCGUAUACCGAUUCCGGUGCUGGCCACGACCACAGCCAACCAUCUCGGACCAGAGCCGUCGCACUCCAAAUCUCAAGACUUUGCCAAAUCAGCGGGGAUCUUCUUGCGUUUUUCUACCACCCAUCAGAUUCGGAGAAGUCGCAGCCAAAACAGUCAGAACUGAAGAAAUUGAGCGAUGUGCAUACCCGACUCGAAGCUUGGAAGAAACAGUUACCGCAAGAACUUGAGCCGAAGGAAGGUCAGCUGCCUCAAGUCAUGGUCAUGCAUAUGCUCAACCAAUUACUCCUCAUCCACCUCUAUCGACCAUUCUUGAAGUAUACUAAAACCAACACACCCCUUCCUUCACACGUUUCCCCACGGAAAAUCUGCACCCAGUCAGCAUCGUCUAUUUCUAAGCUUCUGCGGAUGUAUAAGCGCACAUACGGCCUGAGGCAGAUUUGCAACAUUGUCGUCUACAUUGCUCAUACUGCCUGUACUGUCCAUCUCCUCAACCUCCCCGAAAAAAAUGCCCAAAGAGACGUUGUCCACGGUCUGAGGAACCUCGAAGAGAUGGCCGAAGGGUGGCUUUGUGCUCGUCGCACAAUACAUAUCCUCGAAAUCUCAGCUAGCAAGUGGCAGGUUCAGCUCCCCGUCGAGGCAAGCUCUGUUUUUGAGCGUACUCAUUCAAAAUGGGGUUCAUGGGGUCUAUGGGAUCAAGCUACAUCGCCUUCUACUUCUAUGUCAGACGAGUCCCCAGCCACGGCUUAUAGCAGCAUACAUCCGUCUGUCAACAGCCCAGGCCGAUUCUCACCUGCUGGUGGUGGGGGAAGCGCUCCCCCGGUACAACGCACCGAACCUGUGGCUGCAAACCCAGCGACUAUUAUGGGGACAUCUAUGGGUGCUCAACACCCUCCGACAAGCACAAUAACCGCAUCAGCCCCGGGAAUGCGAACAGCGCGCCGAAUCUUUGGACCUCAAGCCCAGCAACCCGAAUUUCCGCCUCCGGAGCCAACUUACCUACGACCACUAACACAGGUUGGCUAUCAAAUUCCUCCUGGCCUUUCAACAUCGGGUCCAUCGGCUUCUUCACCCCCAUCAAAUGCUUGGUAUGAUGCGUCUAGUUCUCGAUUAGCUACCCAAACUACCACACCGGCAUCAAACCCUUCUCCAAUGUCCGGAUUUGGAGGUCCUGAAAAUCUGGUUGAAGAGAGUCAAGACUGGUGGACUCGUAAUGCUGCCGCAAUGGGAAUGGGCGUGGAAAGUUGGGGCGGGCCAUGGAGUCCCGAUAUCUCAAACCCACCCCCUCAUCUUCAGUAUAAUAACAACCAUGCCGGGCUCAUGGCAAUGUCAUCACAUCCUAGUCCUUCUGUUGGCACUGGCUCCGAGGAUCAGCCGCAGGUUCCAGUGGGGAUGCCCCACGCCGGUCGGCCGCAAGAGAAUGGCCACGUCAAAUACGAAUGCCAGUGGCCAUGA
Molecule: messenger RNA, 2652 nt
Organism: Penicillium argentinense
Lineage: Eukaryota; Fungi; Ascomycota; Eurotiomycetes; Eurotiales; Aspergillaceae
Product: putative C6 transcription factor (NirA)
Exons: 4
Coding region: 1-2652 (883 amino acids)
Biological process (GO): DNA-templated transcription; regulation of DNA-templated transcription
Molecular function (GO): zinc ion binding; DNA-binding transcription factor activity, RNA polymerase II-specific; DNA binding
Source: RefSeq, a predicted model, not a curated record